Leptomonas pyrrhocoris is the source of this 6317-nucleotide messenger RNA. RefSeq names its product methionine synthase reductase mitochondrial precursor-like protein. Lineage: Eukaryota; Euglenozoa; Kinetoplastea; Trypanosomatida; Trypanosomatidae. Gene Ontology annotation, cellular component: cytosol. Bases 285 to 6317 code for a protein of 2010 amino acids. Gene Ontology annotation, molecular function: FMN binding; flavin adenine dinucleotide binding; [methionine synthase] reductase (NADPH) activity. Gene Ontology annotation, biological process: homocysteine metabolic process. The transcript has a single exon. The record is from RefSeq and is a predicted model, not a curated record.
AGCUGAAAGUGCCGAGACCAAGUUCCGCACAGAGGAAACAAAAAAGAUACGCUUUUAUUUUCUGCUUUAUCCGGACAACAAAGUGGAAGCAUUAUUUUUUUUUUACCGAUCUUUUCCUUCUUUAACUGCGAACACCUUUCGUAUUCAUUUCUCCCUUUUCUGUUGGUGUUUGCCAUUUCAACUACGCGAAGCAUCCGUGUAAGUGCGCCUCUUCAACCACUUCAGUGAAGUGGAAAGUAUAUAUAAUCACUUAUUUUUAGUAUACCAUCUGAAACCUCGAACGAAUGAGCGGGGAGUCAUCGCAGCCGUCGAAUGGGGAGCGGCUGUUCUUCCUCUACGGCUCCGAGACUGGCAACGCGGAGAGCAUCGCGAAGCGACUGCAUCACGACGCUGUCAACACACACGGAUUCACGCAGGCGGCCUGCAUGAGCCUGAACCAGUUUGUCGCCAAGAAGGUGCUGGAUGAGCACCUUGCGGACGACGUUGCGGUGCCACUGUGCCUCGUCGUGGUUUGCAGCACCACCGGCGAGGGCGAGCCGCCGCUGAACGCGUCACGCUUUCGCAGGUGGCUGCGUAACACCAGCGGCACGCUACACAAGGUGCGGUACUGCGUCUUGGCGAUCGGUGACACGAAUUACAACAGCUUCUGUGCUCCAGGUAUUUCUGUGGACAACAAGCUGAACGAGAUGGGCGCGGUGCGGUGCUACCCCCGCGGUGAGGCGGACGAUGGCGUGGGCCUGGAGUUGGUGGUAGACCCGUGGACGGAAAAUGUGUGGUCAGCGCUCAAGAAGGGCAACAGCAGCACCGGUGAGACGGAGGCCGUUGGGCGGGAGAAGUAUCAGGCUGCAGAGCCACGCGUUGACAUGUCUGUGGCGCAGGAGGCGGCUAUUUUGUACUCCAACGCGUCGCAGCUGUGCUCCGUCGCGGCCCUCUUUCUGUACGAACGCGUUGUGGAACUGGGCGGGAAGGCCGACCUCUACCCGAUUCAGUACUUUCAUCCAAGGACAAGCCUGGUGCGGCCGCCAAAGGUGUUGCUCUUCAUUGUGGCGACCGACGCCGAUGAGGGCGUGCUGUGUGAGAAGUGCGCGUGCCAGCCGCAGCAACUGCCUCCCUUGGGGCCCUUCAGUACGUGGCUGAGCAGCAGCAGCGGCAGCGACUCCUCUGUCGUCCCAGCAGACGCGGCAGAGGUGCAAGGAUGGAUGGCAGACCCCUCGAUUCGCUUCUUCAACUCGUUGGUUAUUGCGCCGAAGAAGGAGAGCGCCGGUCGGGCGCAGCAGCUGGACGCUAACCUCAAAACCGCUGCCACGCUCAGCAAGUUGGAGUUUCUGUGUCGCCGGCAGUCCUCUGGCGAAGUACCAUCCGUGGCGGUCACCGAUGACGAUGCUUUUUUCUGGGUGGAGGGCGUGCUGGACAGCCUGCCUGGUGUGACCGCCACCGCCGACACGAUUCACAGCACGAUGGAGUACUUCUUUGAUGAUCGCGUUGGGGCUGAGUUUCGCAGAGGUGUGGUGUCAGGAGACGUCGGAUACACGCAGAAGGACGGCAGCGCGAGUGAGCAGGAGUCGGCAGCCACCACCACCACCACCACCGGAACACGCCGUCGCUACCGACUGCACGAGCGGGACGAGGGCCGCAGCAGCACCACUGACGGUGCAGGAAGUUCGCACUCGCCUCAGCCGGUACUAUCGCCACCGCCGCAGCAGCAACAAGAGCGCGCACAGGAUGGGACGCUGCGCAAGACGCACCAGGUUCUGGACGACCUGCUCACACCCGUCGUCUUUCUCUACUCUGAUAAAUCAAAGUACGUGAAGCAGUGUGCGUUGGACGUCUUCGGCGCAGCCGGUCAGCAUCACCUUCGCAGCUCCGUGUGCGAAUUGAGCAACUUCCGCCAGACGGGCUUCCCGCGACGUGCUACUUUUGUCUUUGUCGUCUCCGGUGUGCUGACCAAGUCGAUGGUGCGUGUGCUGAAGGUGCUGCGGACGAUGCAGGCGCAGGGCAAGCAGGUGGACGGCGUCCACUUCGCUAUUCUCGGCAUCGACAAGUCCACCGAGAGCGACAAGUUCAACGCUUGCGCGCUAGAAUUGGAGACGCUGCUGCUCGAGAUGAAAGCCACCAAGAUUCAUUGCACCGGCUUGGCGGACAUGGACUGCGGCAGCCUUCUCCCCAUCAUCCAGUCAUGGGAGUCGAAUCUGUGGAGCGCCAUUGUACACCCCAUGAAGAGUGUGGCUUAUUUGGACAUGGCCUCCCCGAACAUUCAGGUCCACCAAACUUUCUCUCCGUUGACAGGUGUGCCACCGGGCAUGAGCGGAGCCGCUGCCGCUGCGAUUGCCGGCGCCGGCGCAGGGGACAGCGACGGCAACGGUGUGCCACGCGGAGCAGAGAGCACGUUAUAUCCUGUUGCUGGGACAGUGCUGAACUCCUUCUCCCUCCCAACAGCAGACAGCAUUACGGCCGAGUUGGCUCGGAAGGCACCGUCGACGGCGUCACCGAUAGCCGCCGCGGUCGACGCACUGCCUGGCAGCAGUGGUGUCCGAGGUGCGAACUCCGUUUUGCUCUCCUCAGGCGAGGGCACCGCGAAAGUCCCAAUGACGGCAACCGGCGGCCUUGCGAUCGACCUCGGCAGCUCACUUUUUCCGUGGGACAUCGUUCCACUGCACAAGGCGAACGCGCAGCGCACGCCCGUCGCUUUCCUCUACGCGUCGGCGGGUAUGUCCAAGACGAUGGCCCUCAACGCGAUGCAGACCGCGGCAGAGAAAAGGUUUCCCGCUGUCCUGCACUCCUUCGCGAAUUAUCAGCUGAUCGACUUCCGCGCGUAUCCAAACCUCAUUCUCUUCUGUGAAGCCGGCCCUGACGGCCAGUCGAGUGGCGGUCGCCGAUUCAAGAAAUUUCUCACACACCCGCUGCACCGUCCAGACGACCUCUCGUACGUGCGCUUUGCUGUGCUGGGUCUCGGCGCCACCCCCAGUAACGUCGUCCACCCUGCCUUUUUGUGGGCAAAGCUGCUGUCUCGCCUGCAGGCCAACCGUGUCUUUCCGGUGGUGAUUAUGCCGUCCAUGUCGCAGCUGCACUCUCUCGGUAUUCCGUGGGCGGAGUGCGUUCUCGCCUCCAUGGCCCUGAUACCAACGACAACAGCGCAGCCAGCGGACGCAACAAGGGAAGGGUUAGCGCCAGCACCCGACGGCAACCACCCGCCAGACGAGCAGCAACGGCAACAGCAGCAGCAUCGCGCUUCUCCCAGUACUGCUCCCCAUGAUAGCGAAAACGACAGCGUUGCUGCUGUUACCAUCAAUCCACAGCGGAGCAUUCUUUUCUUAUUCGGCAGUUCUACGGGCAUCACUGAGUCGAUUGCGCGCGACUUGCACCGCGAAGCACUGGAGCGCGGCUUCCACUCUCGCAUCGCAGCACUGCAGUACUUUCAGAAGAUGAGCUUCCUCUCCACGGCGAAUGUCGUGUUGGUGUGCAGCACCAUCCCAACCGCGCCGGGUGGCUUUCCGCGAAACGCACGCAGUUUUGCCCGCUACGUGCUCGCACAAGAUCAGCCCGUCACGCUGCUGAGUGGGACUUCAUUUGCUGUAUUGGGUGUGGGAAACGGUUCCGCCACGCUGCAGGGACCGACAUCCUACUGCCGCACCGCCGUCCGUUUUGACCGGCGCAUGGCGGAACUCGGCGGGCACCGGCUCUGCGAGGUGGGCACGGUGGACGCCUCUCAGGCCAUCGCGCAGCCCGUCGAAGAGUGGCGGCAAGCGAUGUUCGCGGCGUUGGAGGCCCGUGCGGCGGCGCAGCAAGCUGUGGAAGCAGAGGAAGAGCAAGAUGAGGCCCAGUACCGUGAACUGCCGCUGCCGCUUCCCAGCUCCGCGAACAACGGCAGCGGUGGAGGUGGUGUGUGCGCGGCGGCCCUGGAGAAGCUUGGCGGACUAAAAGCAGAAAGCGCGGCGAACAGCUCGGUGGUUGCGGUGGCGGACCGAUCGCGGCUGCGACCACAGCGGGCCAUGAUCGCCUACUGCUGUACACCGACGAGUGUGGUGGAGGAGCUCGCCGAGCACCUGGUUCGUGUGAUCGAGGAGUCCACACCGAUGGUGCCGACGGUGUGUACGAUGAACGACCUGCUGAAGCGAAACUGGCGCAGCGAGUUUGAGAUGCUCAUCUUCGUGGCGGGCCAAAACUCCGAGGCCGAGUAUCCAAUGAACGGGGCGACCUUUGCACGCGUUCUGCGCCAGCGCACCGCGCCGCUGGACAUGUUCGCCUACGUCUCGUACACCGUACUCGCGGUGUCAGACAGUAACUCGACGCAGUUCUUCAUGGGCCGGCAGCUGGAUCGCCGUCUCGAGGAGCUGGGCGGCACUCGCGUGUACGCGCGCGGCGAGGUCGUGGACUCCUUUCGACUGGAGCGCACCGUGGAGAAGUGGCUGGCGGGGCUGACGAACCUCUUGACGUCGAUGUGCGAGAAUGCGGUGAGCAACAGCGACCUGGAUGAGGCGGACGAGGUCGAAGGUGGUGGUGGCGUUGACGGUGGAGUGCAAAGGACUGCGACAGCAGCGGCAGCGAAGGGCAAGGUCCCUUCCGAGGUGAACGCCGGGAAGCUGCUUCGCUCCUUACACCGCACCAACGACGUGGCGGUGAUGCAGCGUGAGAAAAGGACAAGUAAAGGACGAUCUACCGCAGCUGCUGUUGUGGGUGUGCAAGGCGGCACCGGCGAAACGUCGUCAGACGGGAUGGAGCCUACAGCGGCCACCUCGAGAGCGGAUUGUGAUCGAGUAAAGGCAAACAACGGACGUGAGGACGGCGGCGAGGAUCCGCAGAACCGCUUUUCCUCUGAGGCAGACGCAGAGAGCCGCGUCAGCGGUGUUGCCUCGUCCUCUCAAGACUGGCGGACAGAGUCGUCCAUGGUGAACCGCAUUGCCUACAGCGCGAACAACGCCGGCGAUCGCGUUGACGGUGUCGUGCAGUCGUGGAAGCUGCUGACCUCGCCCCAAGCGGAGCGACCCGUGCUGCAGUUGAACCUGUCGGUGAGUGCAGAGACGCAAUGGUCGCCCGGUCAGACGGUGGCCAUUCUCCCCUCCAACAACUCCACGGAGGUCGAGGCACUGCUGCAGCUCUUUAAGGUACCGCAUCACGAGCCUUUCCAUCCUUUGUCGAUGACUGGCACAGAAGCCUCCUGCUUCCCCACCUCACCACUCUAUGACGCUGUCGAUUUCCCCGUGAGUUGCGGUACGAUUCUGCUGCGGUACGUCGAUUUGCGCGUCACGAGAAGUCACAAGCCGUUUAUCCAACUUCUCGAAAAGAGCGCACCCAACGAACUGGACAGAGCAGCGGUGCAGCAGUACUUUCAAGCCUUUUCGUCCGAGCGUACCCCGCGGGCGUUGCUGGAAGUUCUCGAAGCCUUUCCUCAUUGCAUUCCUCCUUUCCGCCACGUCGUGGAAAACCUGACCUUGAUGCAGCCGCGGCAGUACUCUAUUUGCAGCUCGCACCAGGCCGACGCCACGACGCUGUCGAUUUGCUUCAAGUUUGUAGAAAAAGGCUUGUGCACUGGAUGGAUGUGCGAGCAGUGCCUGUGGGCUUCGAAGCUCCCGGCGUUCGCCCUGGCACGCCUGUGUUGCACGAAAAACGACGGCAACGCGUGCGGUCAACGACGCGACAUCAUUACGUGCGAGCUGGUGCAGCCGAACACGCUCAUCGCAGCAAAACGGCGCGUGUUAAUUCCUUUCGUGGUUCGCCGCGCCUCGGAGUUCCGUUUGCCACGCGACCCGCUCAUCCCAAUGGUGCUCAUCGGCCCGGGCACCGGCAUUGCACCCUUUCGCGCCUUCUUGCAGGAGCGAGAAGCGUGGCUCACGCAGCGACAGCAGCAGUGCGGAUCCACUUGCCUGAAAGGUCAGCUAUGCGGCUGCCCCUACGCGGAAGCAAGUCACACGAGCCACGCCAUCUGCGGCAGCAUCGACCUCUUUGACGGGUGCCACCGCCGGGGCGAAGACUUCCUCUUCGGUGACGAGCUGCGACAAUGGGAGGAGGACGGGGUGCUGCACUCCAUGACGGUGGCCUUCUCACGAGAGCCGAAUGAGGGUGGCUUUUGGUAUGGUGGGUGCUACGUGCAGGACAAGAUGCGAGAGUGCGCGGUGGCACUGAUGGAUUUGAUUUUGCAACGCAAUGCGCACUUGUUUGUCUGCGGCGAUGCGGAUGGCAUGGCGAAGGAGGUACACGCCACGCUCCUUGAACUCAUUCAGCAGCAUCUGUCUCUUUCAGACGCUGCAGCGGCGGAGUAUUUGGAGCAGCUGAGCAAAGACGGACGCUACCUGCGUGACGUGUGGUCCACCAGUUUUUAA